Messenger RNA from Portunus trituberculatus (swimming crab), 1314 nucleotides. RefSeq lists its product as uncharacterized. Gene Ontology annotation, biological process: DNA integration. The coding region runs from base 1 to 1314 and encodes 437 amino acids. The transcript is spliced from 4 exons. Gene Ontology annotation, molecular function: nucleic acid binding. The record is from RefSeq and is a predicted model, not a curated record. NCBI's taxonomy places the organism in Eukaryota, Metazoa, Arthropoda, Malacostraca, Decapoda, Portunidae.
AUGGAAGCAACGAGGUAUGCAGUACUGAAGUGUGUGCAACGAAGAUACUUUCCUGAAGAACUGAAAGCGCUACAACGAGGACAGCAGCUGAGAAAGAGCUCGAUAAGACAGCUGGAGCCCUUUCUAGACGCGGAAGGCUUGAUCAGGGUAGGCGGCCGGUUGAGGAGAGCUGCUCUUCAGCAAGAUCGAAUGAAUCCCAUCCUCUUACCCAAAGAAAGUAAGAUCACGGAACUCAUAGUGAGGGAAACACAUGAAGACAAGGCCGGACACUUGGGAAGGGAAUACACGCUCGCUAGAAUACGCGAGACCUACUGGAUCCCGAACUGCCGUAGAGUGCUGGACCGACUAUUACGCACUUGCGUAAUCUGCCGGCGUAACAAUUGGAAGCCUAAUAAGGGACGACCAGCUGACUUACCAGAAGUCCAGGUGAAGUCAGGCGCACCGGCAUUCACAUACGCUGGAGUCGAUUGUUUCGGUCCAUUUAUGGUAAAGCAAGGGGAGGGCCCGGCCCUUAUGAGAUUCGCAGCUCGAAGAGGACUGCCGAAACACAUCCGUUCGGACAAUGGGACCAACAUGAUCGGCGCAUGCCGAGAACUACGUGACGCAGUCAUCAGUUGGAGUAAGGAUGAUAAAGUUAGAAAGACACUCUUGGUGAACCAGAUAGAGUGGCAAUUCAACCCUCCAAGAGCUUCACAAAUGGGCGGCGUGUGGGAACGACAAAUCCGCACCGUGAAAAGGGUUAUGCAGGCGAUAGUAGGCUCUCAACUGAUGGAUGAUGAGCGUCUUCAUACUCUACUCUGCGAAGUAGAAACGGUCAUCAAUGGUAGACCACUCACCCCUUCAUCGAACGACCCCAAUGAUCUUGAAGCACUAACGCCUCGUCACCUCUUGAGAAUGAACUCUAACAGCUUCCCCACUGAAGACAAACCGACGUUGGGAGACACGUAUCGGAGGCGAUGGAAACACGCUCAGUAUAUGGCAGACCAAUUCUGGAAGAGGUGGACUCGAGAAUACCUCCCCACCCUGAGGAAACGGCAAGGAACAUUCAAAUCAGGACACAACCUCCAGCGAGGAGACAUGGUCAUCAUUGCUGAACCGUCUCUACCACGAAACAAGUGGUUGUUAGGAUUGGUUAUAGAAGCCAUGCCGAGUGAAGAUGGUGAGGUUCGCAAGAAUAUUAAUAAUAUCUGUGACACAUUUGAUAUGUGCUCGGGACAGUCAGAGGCUGUGAACGAGUUUCGACCAAAUAUACCAAUUGCGUUGAUUAUCCUGAUCAUCAUCAUCUUCAUCAUCUACCGCCUCCUGCGGCGGUAA